AAGUUAUUCAGAGAGGCGAACGUUCUAUACUGGGCAAAAGCGUUGUUAGGUCUCGUCUACAAUUUCAUCAACCGCGCCAUUGCAGGCAUACCUGAUCCUCCACCAUUCAAUAUUCCACGUGUGCGGUUUGUUGAAGUGGGCCUCGCACUAUCUUACUCUCAAGGUAGCAGCAAAUCUACCAUAAAGACUGGGGUGCUGCAUGCAGGUUUCCUUCUUGAAGAGGUCAUUGAUGGUGAUUUUACCAAGUUCAUUCAUAAUAUGGAUCCGGACCCGUUACUUGACCCAGACCAGGAUGGAUAUGACUUUGCGCAGUUCUUGGCAUUCACACAACACGUCCAGUACACGAAGACGGGUGGGCUGGUCUUUAUAUCUGACUAUCAAGGUAUCACAGAGCUACUGACUGAUCCCCAAAUCAUGACGCACUCAUCUGUCAGCGAAGGCCAGGAUAUAUUCGGGGAGGGCAAUAUCGAAAAGGCCGUCAGUGAGUUUGAGAAGCACCAUGUUUGUAAUGAGUUCUGCAGAUGGCCAGGAUUUGGACUUGAGGCGCUU
Messenger RNA from Suillus fuscotomentosus, 549 nucleotides. RefSeq lists its product as uncharacterized. Lineage: Eukaryota; Fungi; Basidiomycota; Agaricomycetes; Boletales; Suillaceae. Gene Ontology annotation, biological process: protein phosphorylation. The transcript has 2 exons. The record is from RefSeq and is a predicted model, not a curated record. Gene Ontology annotation, molecular function: ATP binding; protein serine/threonine kinase activity. The annotation marks the transcript as partial.